AUGGAAAUACUAGAAGGAUGUCUACUUCCAUUUGCUCAGGAUCACAUGGCUCCUGGAUGGUUUCUCUACCAGGACAAUUCGCCGGUCCACAAGAGCAAGCUCAUGAUGGGUCGCACGGUGAAUCUCUCAAAUGGAGGAAAAGCUCAUCUCCCUGGAUGUUUUGUCCUUAAUAAUGUUUUGUUGGUCAAGGUGCCCCCUAUGUCGCCUGAUUUAAACGUUAUUGAGAAUUUAUGGGCUUACGUGAAGGCAAAGUUACGAGGAAAAGACUUUCACACAAAAGUUGACUUCUGGUUCUACAUACGAAAAGUUUGGAGCACCAUUCGCCCAGCAAUUCUUCACGAAUUAGUCGACUCAGUACCUAAACGACUUAAUGAAAUGAUUUUGGCAAAAGGUGGACCGAUUGAAUAU
Messenger RNA from Mesorhabditis belari, 408 nucleotides. Lineage: Eukaryota; Metazoa; Nematoda; Chromadorea; Rhabditida; Rhabditidae. The record is from the annotation of a GenBank genome assembly.